AAAAGCAGAAAUGAGGGUUAUCUGUGUGUUUUUACUACUUGGAUUCUGCAGUGUUCAAGCAAGUGUCUCCACAACAGACUCUGUCCCUUCUAUCAAUGGAACCUCCAAUCAUACAUCAAAUGAAACAGAAAAAGAACAUGCUGAGGGAGUGGUAUUGGUGGAAAUCAAGUAUGAAGCGAUUAAAGAGCCAUUCUUCUUAACUCUGGUCGUCUUGAUUGCUGGUCUAAGUAAAAUUGGAUUUCACCAUGCAGAUGUUGUAUCUUCAAGGGUCCCUGAAUCUUGUCUUCUCAUCAUAUUAGGGGUCAUAUUUGGAUCCAUUUUAUUCUUAGGAAUAGGAGCUAAUGAGAGUUUUCCUGAUUUUUUUACACCAGAGAUCUUCUUUCACUACCUUCUACCACCUAUUAUAUUGGAAGCCUCCUUCAGCCUUUAUGACAAAACAUUUGCAGACAAUCUAGGAAGUGUUCUGAUACUGGCUGUCAUUGGAACAACGAUAUCAUGUUUCUUAAUAGGACUGACAUUGUAUGGGUUGAUGAUGGCUGGUGCUAUGGGAGCUAUAUCACAGAUCCCCUUAAUUCAGAUACUUGUCUUCUCCUCCCUUAUAGUAGCAGUGGACCCAGUGGCAGUCCUGGCAGUCUUUACAGAGGUGGGUAUUAAUCCUACCCUGUAUUUCCUUGUGUUUGGGGAAUCUUUACUAAAUGAUGGUGUAACUGUUGUGUUGUAUAAUGUGAUGCAGACAUACAACAGGUUACAAGAAGGAGGGGGGACAAUUGAUGCUGUUCAGAUUGUGUUGGGUAUUGUGAAGUUUAUAAUUGUAUGUGCUGGAGGUCUUGUUAUUGGGAUACUAGUGGGGUGCCUAUCAGCUGUACUUACCAAGUUCACCAACACAGUCAAAGUGGUUGAACCCAUAGCUAUAUUUGGAAUGGCAUACUUAGCUUUUCUCCUUGCAGAGUUGUUUGAAUUUUCAGGAAUUAUUUGUAUUAUAGGCUGUGGACUGGUGCAAGUUGCCUACGCCUUUAAUAACAUAACUCCAAAAUCCAAAGUAGCAAUCAAAUACUUCUCAAAAGUAUUGAGCAAUACAUCAGAGAUUAUCAUUUUUCUGUUCCUGGGUCUGGCUCUGGUUACAGAUCAUGACUGGCGGACAGGCUUUGUUCUGUGGACUUUGGUGUUGUGUAUUGGAUUCAGAUUUUUAGUUGUGUAUGGACUCACCUUCCUAAUCAACAAGUUUGAUACAUACAGAGUCCGCAAGAUAGGAUUUGAUGAAAUGUUUAUUAUGAGCUAUGGAGGACUGCGUGGUGCUGUUUGCUUUUCCCUGGUGGCUCUGCUGGACAAGAAUGAGUUUAAAGAGAAGGAUAUGUUCGUGACCACAACUCUGUUCAUCAUCCUCUUUACCGUCUUCUUCCAGGGUGCCACAAUAAAACCAAUUGUGAAUGCUAUGCGAGUGAGACUAGCACCCAAAGAUCAGAGUACAACAAUGUAUCUUGUUCUUCAUGAGAAAAUUAAUGAUCACUUAAUGGCUGGCAUUGAAGAAGUAUUGGGUUACCUGGGAAAGUUUACACUCCGAGAAAAAUUCCAUUAUAUUGAUGACAAUUAUAUUCGGAAGUUGCUACUGAAAACACCCAACUUGGAAGAUGGGGCAGAUCUGAUUGGCAAUUAUGAAAAACUAAUGAUGAGAGAGCAUUACAAGAAUCUGCAUUUGUGUGGUGCUGCUAACCUCCCAAAAGUCCCAAGUGAUCUGAGAAAUGUGGACAGCUCAGCUGCAUUGUUAGAACUUGAGGCAGGUGAAGAGGUAGAAAAAGAAGAGGAAGAGUUUAAACCUAAAGAAGCAGUAAUGAAACCAGGAAAUUUAAAUGGUCCAAAUACUAGUGGUAACGAGCCCAGGAAGUCCCAGAGGAAGCCAAUUUCUAUCUCAAUAGGAGGAGAACCUACCGCCAAGGACUUCAGAAACUUGUUAGAUCAAAGUAUGAGGUCCCCAACCCUAGUGAUUCCAAAGAAAAGAUUUGACGAUUUUGUCAGCGACACUGCCAAAGUUGAUUUUCUAAACUUAAGAAAAAGACGAAAGAAUAAUGCUCGACUACAGCGCAUGAAAUCCAUCAGGAAGAUGCCAGAAAGGGCCCUAUCAUGGACGGAGGAGGACACAGCUCUGUGUAGAAAUAGGUCAAAUAAUCGCCUCAAAGGGCGAACAAAUAAAGCCAUGACAGUAGACUAUUCCCCACUGGAGGGAAAUAAAGAAUUCAAUACUUCUUUAAUCAGUCAGACAAUUCCUGAGGAUGAUGUGUUUGGGACAGAGGAACAUGGGGCUGAGGGCAGCCCACUGAUAACAGACAACACAGAUUCAAAGGGACCUAAAGACAAUGGGUCAAAGAAGAAAGUGUUACACGAAGCUCUCCAUCGUCAGGAUGCCAUUGAAAACAUCCCUAUGGAGAAUGUUAAGGAGGUUAAGAGAACCAAAUCUUUAGAUGUUUAGUUUCAGACUGUAGCUAUAUAGUAUAGAUAUGUCUUUUGAUAUGAAUUUUUAGAUUAGUUUGGAAGGGUUUGCUGAUUAUAGGAAGUGGUUAUUUUGUUAUCUAUUAUUUUUUAUCAUUUAUUUUGCACUUAACAUUAUUUAUUUUUCUAAUAUGCAUAUAAUUCUCUUCUGUAUACCUUUAAUUUUUUUUUUUUUUUUUUUUGAUAUUUCUUUUUUAUGCAGGUGAGAGAAAAAUUUAUAUUUUUAAAGAAAUCAAAUUAGUUAAACUAAAAUUAUAUAAUUAAGUGAACAAUUGUUUUCAUUUGCCUCUUCAUGCAUGUUUAGAGUUAACCAAAGAGGUCUAUGAGAUUUUUGUGACCAAGGUGUCAGAGUGAUAGAAUAGUCUGUGAUUGACCUAAUUAUUUGGAAUAUUCAUAGAUGUUGCCAUUUGCCAAUGAUUUGAAGUACUGUGCACCAACACCUUGAAUCUGGUGAUUAAUGAACCAGAGGGUGUCAUUCAAUUUUUUUCUCUCUUAAAUGCAUAGAGAGGUAUUUAAUUUAGCUAUCGCAUGCACAUUUUUUUUUUUUUGCAGAUCAGCAAAAGAAGGCUGACUCAAUCUGAAAUUAUUACAAUUUACUCGUUCAUCAAUCAUUGUUCUUUCAAGAAAGUAAAAUGCUCAUUUCAUUUUGAGAAAAUUUCUUUAAAUUUGUUAUGUGUUGUGUCUAAAAACCAUAGAGUUACAACUCUAUGUUAAUAGAGAGAACCUUUUUAUAGGUUCAAGGGAAUUAAGUUAUAAUUGUUGACAGGAUACUAUACCUGGUAGUAAUGUCGUAUGGAAUUGAAUUUUUGAGAGACUACUAGAGUAAUGUCUCAUAGAAUUGUUUCAUUACCUAUGCCCUUCUCUUGGUGCAAGAGUGAAGAUUUACUUAAAUAAGUAAAAAUUGUACUGAAUGUAGAAACAAAAUUCACACAAAAUUCAACAUGUACAUGUGUUUCCUUCAUGUUUACCUUAAUCAGUAAGACAUUAUGUCUUUUGAAACACUGUAUGGAAAAUCAAGUAUGGUUAUAAAAAUAAAUAUUUUAAAGAAUUACAUAAAAUGUUUAAGAUGAUAUGCUUUUGUACAUAAGUAAGCAAACGUUAUAUAAAAUUCAACAAAUAAAAACACAAAUUUAUAUUUUUAUAUUAAGACUAUAAGAAUAUUUGUGCACUCUCAACUCUAUUUGGCAUCACAUCUGAAUUUUUUAUUAUAUAUAAAACAAAUGGUUUCCUUCACGCUGAUUGCCUGAAAUCCUCCAUCAGCAAAAAAUAUGUGGCAUAAUCUUUAUCUCCUUUAAAUUAAAAAGUAAAUACGAAGAACACGUACAUAAGCAUAAUUGAGGACAUUAUAUUAUUUCAAACUUGAUUCAAAAUCCAUAUGCAUUCAUGAUUUCAUGUUUAUGUAUAUAUUACAAGAUAUGUAUUAACCUACACUGAUAUUCUUAAACUCUAUUUAUAUUUUGGAUGAAUAUAUGACAAUGAGUACAACAAAUAUUACCACACUAAGUUUAAAACAUCCAAGAAACUAACACUAUAUGAUAAUUUUGACCCUUGGAUAUGAUAUACCCUAUUGAUGUUCUUAAUAUUAAUAAAAAAUUCAUUAUUAACUAUUCCUUAAAUAUCAAGCAUUUUUCUAGCUGUAUCACAUGUAGGUAUUUUUCUGAAUACAAUAUAUAUACUCUUUUAUAGUUAUACUACUAUUUUUAGUUUUAGAUGUACAAUAGUUUUUUGGUUUAAUGGUAUACUAGAUUGUAGGGUAUUGGGAAUUGCAGCAUAUUUGCAGAAUCUGUGUUUCCAAAACUUGCACACAAGAUAUUUUUUCAAAGUAUAUUUGUAUAUGUAUGUAUACAUGUCCUAAAAAGAAUUUUUUUUAAUUUUCAAGUUAACAUUUAUUAGUUUUAGUGGAGAAGUACGACGUUACAUUUUUGGUUUACAUUUGAGGUUUUAUAGUGAAUGUACUCCUUUAUACAAUAAUUGUUCAUUUAGUGCUCAUAUAUACAUUGUGUUCAUAUCAUUUACAUUCUGUUUAUUAAUAGUAAGCAUAAAUGAUUUUCUGUGAUCAGGCAAUAUUUACGCAUAAAAUGAUUUUCUGUGAUCAGGCAAUAUUUACGCAUAAAAUGAUUUUCUGUGAUCAGGCAAUAUUUACGCAUAAAAUGAUUUUCUGAGGUCAUGCAAUAUGUACACAGAAAAUUUUCUUAUGUCAUGCAAUAUGUGUAGUGCAUAUUUUGAUUUGAGCAAUCAGUGCAGAAUGCUUUAUAUUUUUGUAGCUAAAGAUUAUUGCCCGGUUAUCAUUCUUAUUUAUUAAGAAAUGAAUCAAUUAAAUUACUUUCAUCUAUAGACAUCAUUUAUAUUGUAUAAUCCUCAUCCUGAAUGUAGAAAGUAUUAAAAAUUGUAAAUAUA
Saccostrea echinata is the source of this 4881-nucleotide messenger RNA. Its product is annotated as sodium/hydrogen exchanger 4-like. The coding region runs from base 11 to 2464 and encodes 817 amino acids. The transcript is spliced from 23 exons. Gene Ontology annotation, biological process: sodium ion transport; regulation of pH; proton transmembrane transport. Gene Ontology annotation, molecular function: sodium:proton antiporter activity. The record is from RefSeq and is a predicted model, not a curated record. Lineage: Eukaryota; Metazoa; Mollusca; Bivalvia; Ostreida; Ostreidae. Gene Ontology annotation, cellular component: membrane.